AUGGCAUCGCAGGAUAUUGGACGACCGUUGCCCAAAUUUGGAGAGUGGGAUGUGAAUAACCCUGCAUCAGCUGAAGGUUUUACUGUGAUAUUUACCAAAGCUAGAGACCAGAAGAUGUCCAAUGGGGCUCCUGGGACUGGAACACCUUCAUCUAAACCAGAACCCAACUCUCAAUAUCCCCCAGAGAAAAAGUGGUUUUGCUGCAUGUGA
Prunus armeniaca (apricot) is the source of this 210-nucleotide messenger RNA. The record is from the annotation of a GenBank genome assembly. NCBI's taxonomy places the organism in Eukaryota, Viridiplantae, Streptophyta, Magnoliopsida, Rosales, Rosaceae.